AACAAAAACCCCAAAAAAAAUACUAACCCUCCAUUUUUUUUACCCCCAUCUGUAUAUGACCUCCCUCAUAUCUAUCCCGUUGACUAUUCUGUCAAUUCGCUCACCUCUCGAAAUUCCAAAAUAUCACAGCUCUAUACUUCAUCAUGAACAUAUUGAAUGUAGCAGUUGGUACUCCUGGUUUAGUGUCCAAUCUAAAAAAUCACCAGAUCCGAUGGAUCAUGGUCGAGUAUGUAGAUCCAUAAAGGUAUUAUCUUUUGAUAGUAAGCCUAAAGAUUCGUCCAACAGCGCCAGCUCAGGGGCAUAUUAUGGAUAUACUGAUUUUAUCAGUGUAGUUUCUGCGACAUUAUUCACUGGAUUUUAUUAUUCGCGUACUCUUGAUGGUGUUAAACUUUUGAUUGGACAACUGUUGAAUUUGGCGCUGUUGAUGUUUCUUUUUGGGAGAGCUUUGUAAAAAAAAGCUUGUCUUCUUCUCUUUCUUACUAUCCGAACCCUUACUAUGGUACUACCGCUCCUAUGGUCUUCUUACUAAUCAAUUUUUUUUUCACUACUUGCAAUCCCUUGAGAAAAAAAAUUUGAUGGUAUGUCAAAUCGUUUAUCCAAAACAUUGUUGUAAAACAAUGUUUUUGUUUGUCUAAAAAAAAAAUCAAAACCCUUUAUCAUACCUUUAUAUCCCCCUCUUUGCAUUUUUUAUAAAAAACAAAAAACAAAAUAAAAAUCCAUAAAAUAAUUUAAAAACUUUU
Messenger RNA from Mucor mucedo, 740 nucleotides. RefSeq lists its product as uncharacterized. The coding region runs from base 56 to 451 and encodes 131 amino acids. The transcript has a single exon. Lineage: Eukaryota; Fungi; Mucoromycota; Mucoromycetes; Mucorales; Mucoraceae. The record is from RefSeq and is a predicted model, not a curated record.